Molecule: messenger RNA, 649 nt
Organism: Vitis riparia (riverbank grape)
Lineage: Eukaryota; Viridiplantae; Streptophyta; Magnoliopsida; Vitales; Vitaceae
Product: disease resistance protein RUN1-like
Exons: 1
Coding region: 49-570 (173 amino acids)
Biological process (GO): signal transduction
Source: RefSeq, a predicted model, not a curated record
UUUUUCUUCUUCCAAAUUCUAUCCUUGUAAUUUUGUUACAAUCCAACCAUGGCUUCCUCUAGCCAUUCUAAGAGACCCUCUUCAUCUUCUUCUUCUUCCAAUUCUAAAUGGAGGUACGAUGUAUUCUUGAGUUUCAGAGGCGAGGAUACCCGCAACAACUUUACUAGUCAUCUCUACAAGGCUUUGGAUCAUGCCAACAUUGAAACCUUUAAAGAUGAUAAAGAACUUCCAAGGGGAGAAGAGAUUGCACCCGAGCUCCUAAAAGCUAUUGAAGGAUCAAGGAUUGCCCUUAUUGUCUUCUCGAAAACCUAUGCUCAUUCCAAGUGGUGCUUGGAUGAACUCGCCAAGAUCAUGGAGUGCCAGGAAGAAAAUGAACAAAAGGUUUUUCCAAUUUUCUAUCAUGUAGAGCCAUCUGAAGUCAGGAACCAGACUGGGAUUUAUGGAGAAGCAUUUAACAAUCACGAGAGCAAUGCAGACGAGGAGGAGGAGAAGAAGAAGAAGAUAGAGAAGUGGAGGACUGCCUUAAGGAAAGCUGGUAAUUUGAGUGGAUUUCCUCUGCAGGAUAGGUAACCCCUACUUCACUUUUUCCAUUUCCAAUUUUCUGUCAGUUUAUUUUCAUUCUUGUUAAUAAAUAAAAUAUUUAUGAUUA